AUUGUCCUGCCUUCCUUUUAGAAAGACAAAACGAGAUUUAUGGAAUUAAAUUAUCUGAAACAAUAAGUUUAUCCUUGUCGUAUAUAUAUAUAAUAAAACUUCGCGGAGAGUAAAAAGUAUUUGUAUAGUUGAACUGCCCCAUAAAUUCUCUAUAAAUCGACUUCCUACAUUUACCAGAAAAAAUGGGAAUCUCCACGUGUACUCUGAUUCUAGCCUUAGUUGUCGUCCUUGAUUCUUAUGAACUACCGCGAACACCAAUCAUACGAAGACGACAAAUCGUAGUACGACACGGUCCAAAUUUAGAUGGAAGUCAGGAACCAGUUUCCAGGUGUAUCAGUUUGUUACACUACCCACCAGGCGUUCCACCAUUAAGUCUGUUAAAAAUUCAUGUUAAUGGAACAUACAGAAAUUUUGAAGAAUCUGCUACUUUAUUAAAAAGAGGAAAUUUAAUAUAUGGAUGGAACAAUGCAGGUGUUAUUGAUCCAUUAGUGGACCGCAAUGGCCGUAUGAUUGUCUUAGAGGGAUUAACAAUUCGCAUGGUACUAAACGAGAAUACUUUUCGCCAGCGUUUCGGUAUAGGUGAUCGUAUUCCUGGUCCUGCGGCAGCGUGCUAGCUAUACAUAAUUUUGGAGUCAUUUCAGUUACUAAUCAAUUGGUCCACUUUUCUCGCCAAUAUUCUCGAAUUCUGACAUUGAAUAGGAUAUUUU
Molecule: messenger RNA, 707 nt
Organism: Belonocnema kinseyi
Lineage: Eukaryota; Metazoa; Arthropoda; Insecta; Hymenoptera; Cynipidae
Exons: 2
Coding region: 183-614 (143 amino acids)
Source: RefSeq, a predicted model, not a curated record